Molecule: messenger RNA, 2595 nt
Organism: Lotus japonicus
Lineage: Eukaryota; Viridiplantae; Streptophyta; Magnoliopsida; Fabales; Fabaceae
Product: myosin-binding protein 7-like
Exons: 4
Coding region: 687-2162 (491 amino acids)
Source: RefSeq, a predicted model, not a curated record
UUCUCUUUUUCUCUCUCUCUCUCUUUGUUUCUAUCUCUUUCUUUUCUCUGAGGAGAGAGAGAGAGAGAAAGAUUCAUGAGCUAAAAAAAUAUAAACUCCAGCACGAAGAAAAUUCGACACAGAUAAAAAACAAAUCCAAAUUUCACUUUCCCGAGAAAAUUUCAUACAGAAGGAAAAAUCUAGGGUUCCCAAUCAUAAAUUCUCCCUUCAAUUUUCCUUCCCACCAAACACCAUUCAUUCAUUCCCUUUCCCGCUCCUGCUCCUGUUCCUGCAUUCUUUCAUUCCAAGAAAAUCUUGAAUUCUCCGUUUUCAAGGGUUUCUGCAUCGCUACCAGCUCGUGCUUCAUCUUCUUUUUUUUCCUUUUUCUUUUUGAUUUUUGUUUGUUCUUAAUUUUAUCUGGCGCUGCUGAAUUUUGCGGGAGAAUUCACCUUCGUUUUCCGCUCCCUGCGACCUUCGCCGCCGGCGAAUCCUUCAAGGUGUUUUGGCUAAUUGUUUGAUCUGCUGGUGAAGGUGCUUGGAGGGGCGGGGAAUAGAAUGGUUGAUAUAGUGGUUAUUGGUUGGAAGAAAGCGAGGACAUUAUAUUUUCAAAUGUCGGAUUUGUAAGAUCUUUUGUUGCGUGAUUGUUCAUGUAAGGAAAGCAUUGGUGAUUUUAGAUUGUUGAAGGGUUUGAAUACAUUUUUGGAUCUAUGGAUUUGGAGGUAGUUCCUUCUUCCAGGGAUUUGUUGAAAUGUUGCGACUGCGGGUGUAGGUGUUCCUUCCAAACUCAAUCCUCAGGGACUUGGAUGCGUUCUGUUAAACGAAAGCAUGAUGAGUUUGAAAUGGAGAGCCAAUUGCAUAUGCCUGCGAUUGCGCGGGUCGACAUGGAGAACGAAUGUAUGGUCUUGCGCGAGAUGGUCAGUGCGCAGCAAAAAUCCAUCCAAGAUUUGAAUGGUGAAUUGGAGGAAGAGAGAAAUUCUUCAUCUACAGCUGCGAAUGAGGCCAUGUCGAUGAUCUUGAGGUUGCAGAGGGAAAAAGCAGAGAUUCAAAUGGAAGCACGUCAAUUCAAGCGAUUUGCAGAGGAGAAGAUGACACACGAUCAGGAGGAGUUCUUAUCUUUGGAGGAUUUGUUGUACAAGAGAGAACAGAUAAUCCAGUCACUUACAUGUGAAGUUCAAGCUUACAAGCACAGGAUGAUGAGUUUUGGGUACACUGAAGAUGAGGUGGAGGGUGAUCAAUGUGAAUUUCCUCCCUAUGAAUACCCUCCUUUGAAAUGUAACGUGAUGUAUAAUGCCGUAGAUGCUGAUAAUGAUGACACAGAUGUUGAGAAAUAUGUAUUUGGUGAAACUCCGACUGACCGUUUGAGGAACUUGGAAAAUAGGAUUUCCCAAAUGGAGAGAACCCCCAAUUAUAGCCAGGUGGAUGGGGAAUUUACAGGAAAAAAUGUUCUAGAUAAGGUAAUUGUUGGACAGUCUCCGAGGUGGCCAAAACAUUCUAGAAAAGUUUCUUGUGAUUCAACAUCAUUUGGUGGGAUGGGGAGAGAAACAGGUCCAGAGUUUCCGACGGACUCUCCCAAGCUCGAUAGAAACAGCCGUAAGGAAUUUUUUUCACAAUCAGAGGAGGACCAUUCCAAUUUGAAGAAGGCAGAUAAUGGUUCAGAAGGUGAUGAUACGAGUGACAGAAUUUAUACAAUUGACUCUAUUCAUUCUGGGGCACCAUAUAAUGGAUUUACAGAUUCCAGAGCUGGAGCUGGUGCUUUCGAAGAUUGUGCAACCACUCCAAUGGAAUCAGGGAAUCUUGCUGAUUUUGAGGAUCCCUACGUAAAGAAGCUUUACAUGAGGCUUCAGGCACUUGAGGCUGAUAGGGAAUCAAUGAGGCAGGCACUCAUUUCAAUGCGCACAGAUAAAGCACAGCUUGUGUUGCUAAAGGAAAUAGCCCAACAUUUGUGCAAAGAUAUGUCACUGGAAAGAAAAGUGACUGCAAGGAAGCCAUAUACUGGUGGCAGGUCUUCAUUCUUGUCAAUUUUUAAGUGGGUCGCAUCAUUUGUUUUCUGGAGAAAGAAAGCACAGCAAAGCAAGUAUAUGUUCGGGCUACCUGCUGACAGUGUGGGUUUGCUGCUGCUCCUGGACAAAGGAACACGCACAAGGCCAUGGAGAUGUAUUUCUAAUACACAAUUGGGAGAUUAGUUCUCCAAUCUCGGUGUCAAAUGUGGGAGCACCUACUAAAUUUUAGUAACACUACUACGAUAAGAUUUUUUGGUCCUUUUCCCCUGGAUCUUUCUCGCUGAAAAAGUGGUGUAUUGUGCAGUGUUCUUUUAUUUGUUGUAUGAAAUUGAAUAUAAUUUGUUGGUCAAUUCGUGAGACCUGGAUUUGACAAUGACAUAUGAGCAUUCUUACUCGUCUGUGGAUUGUUGGGGUUGAGUUUGAGGUACUUCUGUGGACAACCCUGUCUUGUACAUAACAUAUAGCUGUAAGUUUUCUCACUCUUCAUGCAAUGCAGCUUUUUGUGCUGAGUGAUGCACAUUCAGAUGUACAGUGACUUCAAAACCUCAACAUCCAAAUCUUAAGUGCUGAAGGGAUGAUCUUGCAUUUAAUAUUAUUCUUUUAUGUUUAUCAGAUA